AUGAGCGACGAUGAUGAUAUCUCGAUUACAUCGACUGCACCCAGUGAGCAGGAGUCUGAGUACGAAGUGGAAACUAUCUUGGCUGAGCUUGAAUUUGACGAUGGCAUCAAAUAUUUGGUGAAGUGGGCCAAUUACCCUAUUGAAAGAUGUACAUGGGAACCCCCCGAAUCCUUUUGCAAUGAACAGACUUUGAUCGACUGGAAUAAGAAGAAAAGGGCAAUUGCAGAAGGGAAGCGUCCGGCAUUCGAUCUUAUCAGGUUUGAAAAUCAUCUAGCUGCCCUUGAGAGGGCAAAACAUGACAGGAAGCAAAGAAGAGCCGCUAAGAGGAGGCGUCUGGGGCUUGACGGACCCCAGCAAAGUCAUCCUACUGCGGAGAAUCCGCCGAGUAAUAACGUGCCUGACCCAAGAAUUCCUGAUGAUAUUGGCUCCAAUGACAUCGAAGUCGACAGAUCAAAGGCUUCAUCCGGACAAACUCCCCGAACGGAUGCCAGCACAGGAAGUGCGCAAGUCCAAACUCAGCAUCUUCCAAAAAGACCACCUCUACCUAUCUUAUUUGGAACUGCUCCGGCUCCCACGCGCCCGAAAAAGAUGAACAGUUCUGAGACGCCAAAGCUGUUCAAUUUGUCGACGAGAUGGAAGUACGAGAAGGCGAAAGCUUAUGAGCCACCUCCUGAUGUUAACAAGCUGCAACUCAUUCGACCAUCCGACUGGCCAGCCAGGGCUGGGCUCGCCGCGGCAAAGACAGGGCUGCACAGCGUCAGCUCACCGAGCGCGAAGAAUGACGCCAGUACCGCUAGGCUCGGAUCUCAUAAUGUGAGCUCACCCACGCAGUAUGACUCAAGCUCGGCGAAGCUAGGUCCUCAUGAUGUUAGCUCGCCGAAGCAGGGUGACUUGAGUAGCGUAAAGAUUGGAUCACACAACGUUAAUUCGUCGAAGCAAUUCAAUGCGAGCCAGGUGAAACUGGACUCACAUAAUGUGAGUUCUCCUAAGUCGGUUACUUCGGGGAGACUAGGCACGCAUAAUGUCAGCGGGUCAAAUGGACUCAAUGACAGUGUAUUGGAUUCACAAUCGCAUGAUGUCGGUUCGCCAAUGGACGUUGAUUCGGAUAAUGAGACUCAAGGCCAAAUUGGCCAAACUCGGGAGAAUUGGGCCCUGAGUCCACCGAAACGCGCACAGCAUGGGUUAUACAAGCCGAAUGACAGCGUCCCAGACACAUAUAGACCAGCGUGCGGUGCGGAUACGUGGAGACCAGACUGUUUACUGCCAGAUAGCUGGAGUGCAAGCCAACCCCUCGGUGACAGUGUGAGACCCAAUACCAGCCGCCCAAUCCAUCGCCAUGAACUCGAAGACUAUCCGAUACCCAAGCUUCCAACAAGGGAACCAAAACCGGGGGCCUACGUCGUCAAGAACCGCCAACUGCAUUUCUGGAAUCAGGGUGAGCUCCUUGUCUAUCUUUAUUACGGCCCCGAGAAGAAGGAAGUCGGUUCGGCCAGGCUAUGUGGUCUGAGUCCCGAGAGUCGAAGCAGGCUCAUGUCUACCAAAAGGGGCAGCCGCAUCAAUCUCUGGUUUCAACACACAUGUAACCUGGAAGAGUAUAAUGUGCUAUGUGGGAACACGAAAAACAAUAAGAAGUACUCCGAUGCUUGGAUAGAAGGGUUCGAUGAUACAGAGCCGAGCAUCUACAGAAUUGGGGAAGAACUUCGUCGCAAUGAGCUUGUGGCCAUAUCAUAUCCGGCUCCAGACAGCAGGAUGUCGAACGUAUUACUUGCCUAUUCCCCGAAGUCCUCAGACUUUGCGUUUCUCAAUGCAGAUUCUGCCCAUUUUAAAAUCCCUGAGGACGUUUUCCUAAAUGUCGCAGUCCGAAGCCACUUGCGAGGGUUUGACACCAUCACUGCUCGGCGUGAAAGGAAACGGCUUCAUGUUGAGUCGCACAAGCCAGUACCCCUCGCACUCAUAAAUGCCCCGGAUGCUCCAGGCCACGCUCCCCCCACCGGAGCUGUGGCUACUCGGCCUCGUUCUGUGGGCGUUGCUGGUGUUUCGGCGCCGGAAGCCGUGAGACCUGUCAAUGACAUGUCCAACCUUCGCAUUCAAAUCCCGAGGGACAGCAAGGUCUUGCCACCAAAAGCAUUUGAGACGUCAAACGUGACAAAACCGUCCGAUGCAGCAAAUGACUCAGGCUCAACAAACACAACUAGUGUAACCCCAAAAAUGUCUACUCAACACUCUGGCGCAGACAAUCUGCAAGCGACACCCCAGAACACUCCGCGAGAAUUAGAGCAUUUGAAUGUAGCUGUACAGAAUCCCGCACAAGAAAGCGGCGCACUAUUAUCAACAUCGCAGGCCCCAUUGCCGAAACACAGAACGCAACCAGCAGCCGAGACCCCGCCUAUGAGCUCUGAGGCUCGAACAGCGCCGGAGGCAGGCGCUGAAUUUCCAUCCCGCCUCAAACACGACGCGGAUAUGGCUCAGUCUAUUGCAGGUGAUGUUAAAUCGCCGCCGCAGCCGUCUGAGAAUGCUCUUGAUCUAGAUGCGGUCUUCAAAGAACAAUUUGGUGUCACCUAUGAUCUCCUGGCGACUGUGAACGAUGCUGAGAAGCCUACGAAGGCUCAAGUAUUUUACUUGAUGUUUCCUGCCGGGUCCGAAGUAGUGCAGGAAGAGUACGAAGUUAUGCACGAGUUUCUGAGAAGGCACAAUGCUGUGACUUAUUCAAACCGCCUUCCGGAAGAUUGGGAGAGAUUUGCACGCACAAUACAUAAGGGGGUUGUCUUGGCUCAUGAAAGCUUUAUGAAUUACCAUGCCCUACCUUUCAUCAGGGACCUGAUCCAUCGGAACGUCAGCUUCUGGAGUCUUUCUUUAAGAAAGCCGCUACAGUACGCUGACCACCCCACGUAUUUCCAACGCGUAUUCCCUCAUGGUGGUGUCAUCCUCAUCACAGAAGACUUCAUGCUUAGGGACCCAGACGCCACACUCAUCAUCCUGGCGUGGCUAAAGGAUUGGAUAAAGCAGAAAUUCCCGGGGAGUUGGAAGAUCAUGUUCCGUCCAAAUAUCCUGGACUGGCUCCUGAAGCAAUCCGAAUCGAAGGAUCCAUUCAGGCAGGGAAUAUGGUUGAGCAUGUAUGCUCUGAUCCUUCAAUUAAACAGUCGUGUGGCAGGCUCAGAACGGACUAGUGGAAAUAUUCUCAGCGGCGCCAGCGGUGAGCCGAACGAAGAUCCUGUCAUUUCACUCGACGCCAUCCCACUCUAUGGGUCGCGCACCGAAGAUGAUGAUGUGAAUAUACCGAAAGGCCUCACGCAGGAGCAAAGGAACACCGACCACCUUGGGGAAUUCUUUGCCGGUUGGGCAAUAGUCAACAACCACAGAUUCAGACGGUUCGUCAUGCUCACGGCAGUGAAACCUCUACCGAGAUGGGAAGCCUGGCAACAUAUUGAGAUCAGAUAUGGCGCAAAAGACUUUAUGAAGGCCUUCAAGGUCGAGUACAAGACGUACUGGGACAGAGUGAAGCCUAGGCUAGGGAGACCAGGUCUGUCAUCGGAGGCGAAGUCCCAGAACCACAAUCCUGCCUAUACACCGCGGACGCCUGGAGCGAAUGGUCCUUCAGCCGAUGGGUUGGAUGUCUCGAGGGUCGGCGGGUUUUCUCACGGCCCUUCGAGGCUGAAAUACCCUCAACCAUACCAGUGA
Molecule: messenger RNA, 3678 nt
Organism: Aspergillus lentulus
Lineage: Eukaryota; Fungi; Ascomycota; Eurotiomycetes; Eurotiales; Aspergillaceae
Source: RefSeq, a predicted model, not a curated record